Molecule: messenger RNA, 1957 nt
Organism: Microplitis demolitor
Lineage: Eukaryota; Metazoa; Arthropoda; Insecta; Hymenoptera; Braconidae
Product: E3 ubiquitin-protein ligase RNF25
Exons: 8
Coding region: 734-1810 (358 amino acids)
Biological process (GO): protein ubiquitination
Cellular component (GO): nucleus
Molecular function (GO): ubiquitin protein ligase activity; protein binding
Source: RefSeq, a predicted model, not a curated record
CAGUGCUCUUAAUGCAUGUCGGAGGUCACACCUUACAGUGGUCACAGUGUAUAUCGGAACAUAGCCUAAAAGUUACAUUCAAUUUGACAACAAAUUAAUGUCUAACUCUACGUAACAUCUUUGCAAUCAUCUUGACGUCAAGUUGAAGCGGUAGAUUACGUCAUCUUACCGUCAACUUGGCUAUCAUGUACCGGUACAUGUUAGUUCAUUAAAAAAAGUUAUAAACAAUUUGUCGAAAUGAGUGUCACCAUUUAUUUUAAUAAGUUUCGUAUAAAAUAGUGUUGAGUGAAGAUUGUUAAAUCAGAGUUACUACUAGUGAAUGUUUGUCACAUUAAAUACUUCCAAUACUCAAUAACUAAUCACAAUAGUUGAACUGUACUAGUUGUUCAAUACUUCUAUAAAUUUCUCAGUGAAGAAAUUAAAUUAUUCAAAUAAUAUAAAUUAUCGAUGUGAUUUAUACAUCUCUGAAUAUGAUGUUCUAGACAAACCAUGCUGCAUUAACAAUAAUCCCUAAUGUCAUGGACUGCAAUCAUUUGGGUUUGUCAAUGUCGAAGUUACUGACAGUUCUCCAUAACUGUAUGCUGGGCUAGUCGUGACCAGUACUAAGAAAUAAAAUAAUUGUUGAAAAAUCGGAGAUGGAAAUGCAAGCUCGUGGUUGAUUUCGCGUGGGAUUUCCCAUACAUAUAUAUUUAUAUAUCUAUACAUAUAUAUAUUUGGGUAUAUAUUAAUAGGAAUGGUAGCUUAUCUUGAAAUGUCUAACAACACAAUCGAUGAGAGAGUAUCAGAAGAAAUUGAAGCUCUUUGUGCAAUACUGCUAGACAAUGAGUUCAAAAUACAAAAUAAUGACCGAGGUGUUCCAGAUACCAUCGAGAUACUAAUCGUCCCUUCAACGGGAGAGGACCCACAGUUACAAUAUGUUUGUGUAACUCUUAUAGUUCACCUUGUAGCUGGCUACCCGGAUGUACCACCUGAAAUUUUAUUAAAAAAUCCCCGAGGCCUGGAUGAAAACACCUUACAAAUGAUCCAAAGUGAAUUAGAAGUCAAGUGCCAAAAAUUUCUAGGUCAGCCAGUAAUGUUUGAAUUGAUAGAGUUAAUUCGAGAACACUUGACUCAGAAAAAUUUACCAACAGGACAAUGUGUUAUUUGCUUAUAUGGAUUUCGUGAUGGUGAUAAAUUCACAAAGACCGAAUGUUAUCAUUAUUUUCAUUCUCACUGUCUCGCAGCUCAUAUUAUUGCUGCUGAACGUUACUACAAAGAAGAGUUAGACAAAUUACCACAGUGGCAACAGGAUUCUGCUAAAGAAUUCAAAGCUCUGUGUCCAGUUUGUCGCGAGGCUAUCAGUUGUGAUAUGAAAAUCUUACGUCUUGCUCCACCUCCAAUUGAUGUCGAGACAGCAACCAGUUUUUCUGUAUCUGCUGAAUUACGAGACUUGCAGUUAAAAAUGUCAACAUUAUACUUGCAUCAACAACAGCAAGGUGGAAUUAUUGAUCCAGAGGCUGAAGAAAUUAAAAUGUUAUUGCGGACUGAUUCUUCUUUUGAUGAAGUUCAAUCUUCUAGUCCAUCUGCAGAACGAAAUUUAUCGCAAUUUUCACUACAAAAUGUUGUACAUACGAGUUCAAUUGCUGAUGAUCACCAUAUUUUGGAACAGGAGAAUACAUUCCAACAAGCAAGUAAUCAGCAAAAUACUCUUCGCACAGCUCUGAAUCAUCACCAUUAUUAUGGUCGUCGUGCUCCUCGAGGUCAUAACCGUGGCAAUAGUAAUCGUCGAUAUGGUGAUCGAUUUAAGCAAUCCGAUUCUGUACCUAGAUGACAUUGGGUAUAUAAUCAUAAUGUUAAAAUCGAUGUAUUCUAAUAUUCACAAACCUUAUGUCAAUUAAAUUAUUAAUAGUGGUUUUUUCUUGACUAAAGUAAAUCCAACAUUGUAUUAAAUAAAAUUUAUUUCAAUUUUUCAACUUAA